Scutellospora calospora is the source of this 582-nucleotide messenger RNA. The record is from the annotation of a GenBank genome assembly. Lineage: Eukaryota; Fungi; Glomeromycota; Glomeromycetes; Diversisporales; Gigasporaceae.
AUGAAUAAUUCGAAACGUUUAAGCAAAGUUUUUAGAGAAAUGUACAAUACUGCGCGCGUUCUCUCAUCAAAUACUGAAUCUUGGGCUAGUUGUUUUACAAGAUUGUUAUCUAAUAAUGAAGAACUGACAGAACAAGAUAAAAAAAUUAUUCAAGAAUGGUCUAUUGAUUUUUUUGAAGUACGCAAAGAAAGGGAUAAAAUUGGUAAACAAAUACAAUGUUUAGAAUGUAAUUCAAUUAAAUAUUCAGAUAUGCACUGUGAAAAUUGUAUGAAAGAGAGUCUUAAGAGACAAUUUAGUAGCUGGACUUCGGAGAAUAAACUUAUUGACGAUUUUAUUCAACAAUGUCAGCAGGAUAGAUCUAUUUCCGGUUCUAUCAUAGAGUGGAUACCAUUUAAUCAAUUUAAAAGCGUUAAAUAUUUAUCCGACGGCGGUUUUAGUAAAGUCUAUACAGCAGUUUGGACUAAAGGGCUGAUUAAAAAAUGGGAUAAUAAAAAAAAUAAAUUUAUUAGAUUUGGACCCACAAAUGUUGUAUUAAAGGCUUUUAAUAAUUCAGAACAACUUGGAGAAAAAUUUUUUAAAGAA